AUGGUCUUCAUCCUAGGCAACAACUUCUCCGAACAACGCCUUGUCCUCAAAACGCUCCAAGGCUUCUACGGCAUCGGACCCCAGAUAUCCCGGCACCUGCUCGCCCGCCUGCACAUCCACCCCACCGCGCGGCUGAGCUCCCUCAACUCACAGACCGUGCUGGACAUCAACGCCGAGCUCGCAAGCAUGAAGAUCGAAAACGAUCUGAGGAGAGAGCUGAGGGAGAACAUUACGAGGUUGCGGGAUAUGGGCACGUAUAGGGGGAGGAGACACGCGAUGGGGAUGCCGGUGAGGGGACAGAGGACGAGGACGCAAACGGCGACGGCGUCGAAGUUCAACAGGGUUGAACGGUUGGGCUGA
Messenger RNA from Letharia columbiana, 360 nucleotides. RefSeq lists its product as uncharacterized. Gene Ontology annotation, cellular component: mitochondrion; ribosome; small ribosomal subunit. Gene Ontology annotation, molecular function: RNA binding; structural constituent of ribosome. Gene Ontology annotation, biological process: translation. The record is from RefSeq and is a predicted model, not a curated record. NCBI's taxonomy places the organism in Eukaryota, Fungi, Ascomycota, Lecanoromycetes, Lecanorales, Parmeliaceae. The coding region runs from base 1 to 360 and encodes 119 amino acids. The transcript is spliced from 3 exons.